This is a messenger RNA of Passer domesticus (house sparrow), 10154 nucleotides long. It is a transcript of the gene MYO5B, whose product is annotated as myosin VB. The transcript has 40 exons. Gene Ontology annotation, cellular component: actin cytoskeleton; cytoplasm; vesicle. The coding region runs from base 194 to 5743 and encodes 1849 amino acids. Lineage: Eukaryota; Metazoa; Chordata; Aves; Passeriformes; Passeridae. The record is from RefSeq and is a predicted model, not a curated record. Gene Ontology annotation, biological process: actin filament organization; vesicle transport along actin filament. Gene Ontology annotation, molecular function: ATP binding; microfilament motor activity; actin filament binding.
CUCCUCCUCCUCCUUCUUCUCCUCCUCCUCCUGCCGCUGCCGCUCCCUUCGCUUCCCCUGCCCGCGCCCGGCCGGCCGCGGCGGGUGUAAAGGUCGGCGCGCCGGUGUGUCGGAGUGUCCGUGUGUCCGUGCGGCCGUCGGUCCGGCCGCCCGCCGCCCCCAUGCCCCGCGCCUAGCGCCGCCCGCCCCGGCCAUGUCCGCCGCGCAGCUCUACACCAAGUACACUAGGGUUUGGAUUCCUGACCCUGAUGAAGUUUGGAGAUCAGCAGAAAUUAUCAAGGAUUACAAAGAGGGAGAUAAAAGCCUCCAGCUGAAACUUGAAGAUGAAACUCUCUACGAGUACCCCCUCGACCUGCCAGGGAGCGAGCUGCCCUUCCUACGGAACCCAGACAUCCUGGUGGGGCAGAAUGACCUGACAGCCCUCAGCUACCUGCACGAGCCCGCGGUCCUGCACAACCUCAAAGUCAGGUUCCUCGAGUCCAACCACAUCUACACCUACUGUGGUAUCGUGCUGGUGGCCAUCAACCCCUACGAGCAGCUGCCAAUCUACGAGCAGGAUGUCAUCUAUGCCUACAGUGGCCAGAACAUGGGGGACAUGGACCCCCACAUCUUCGCCGUGGCCGAGGAAGCCUACAAGCAGAUGGCCAGGGACGAAAAGAACCAGUCCAUCAUCGUGAGCGGGGAGUCGGGUGCGGGCAAGACGGUCUCUGCCAAAUACGCCAUGCGCUUCUUCGCCACCGUCGGGGGCUCCGCCAGCGAGACCAACAUCGAGGCCAAGGUCCUGGCCUCCAGCCCCAUCAUGGAGGCCAUUGGAAAUGCUAAAACAACAAGGAAUGACAACAGCAGCCGCUUUGGGAAAUACAUUCAGAUUGGCUUUGAUAAAAGAUACCACAUCAUUGGUGCCAACAUGAGGACGUAUCUGCUGGAAAAAUCUCGGGUUGUGUUUCAGGCAGAGGACGAGCGCAACUACCACAUCUUCUACCAGCUCUGUGCCUCCUCAAGCCUCCCAGAAUUCAAAGACCUUGGACUCACGUGUGCUGAAGACUUUUUCUACACUUCUCAGGGAGGUGACACGUCCAUCGAUGGCGUGGAUGAUGCUGUUGACUUUGAGAAGACCAGACAUGCCUUCACCCUGCUUGGAGUGAAGGAGUCUCAUCAGAUGACCAUUUUUAGGAUAAUUGCUGCCAUUCUGCACCUGGGGAACUUGAAAAUCCAAGGGGAACGAGAUGGGGAGGUCUGCAGUGUGUCGAGCGAGGACGAGCACCUGAGCAACUUCUGCAGCCUGCUGGGCGUGGAGCACAGCCAGAUGCAGCACUGGCUGUGCCACCGCAAGCUCGUCACCACGGCCGAGACCUACGUGAAGAGCAUGUCCCUGCACCAGGUGGUGAACGCCAGGAACGCCCUGGCCAAGCACAUCUACGCCCAGCUCUUCAACUGGAUCGUGCAGCACGUCAACAAGGCCCUGCACACCACUGUGAAGCAGCACUCCUUCAUCGGCGUGCUCGACAUCUACGGGUUUGAAACUUUUGAAGUGAAUAGCUUUGAACAGUUCUGUAUCAACUAUGCCAACGAAAAGCUCCAGCAGCAGUUCAACUCGCACGUGUUUAAGCUGGAACAAGAAGAGUACAUGAAGGAGGGAAUCCCCUGGACUCUCAUAGACUUCUACGACAACCAGCCCUGCAUAGAUCUGAUAGAGGCCAAGCUUGGGAUCCUGGACCUGCUGGAUGAAGAGUGCAAGGUGCCCAAGGGCACGGACCAGAACUGGGCUCAGAAGCUCUACGACCGCCACGCCGCCAGCCAGCACUUCCAGAAGCCUCGCAUGUCCAACACCUCCUUCAUCGUCCUGCACUUCGCCGACAAGGUGGAGUACCAGAGCGAGGGGUUUCUGGAGAAGAACAGGGACACCGUGUACGAGGAGCAGAUCAACAUCCUGAAAGCCAGCAAGUAUCAGAUGGUAGCAGACCUGUUCCAGGAGGACAAGGACGCCGUGCCCGCCGCGGCCGUGGCAAAGAGAACACCGCGGAUCAACGUGCGCUCUGCCAAGCCAGCCUUCAAAGCUGCCAACAAGGAGCACAGGAAGACAGUGGGACACCAGUUCCGCAACUCCCUGCAGCUGCUGAUGGAGACCCUGAACGCCACCACCCCGCACUACGUGCGCUGCAUCAAGCCCAACGACGAGAAGCUCCCCUUCAAGUUUGAUCCGAAGAGAGCAGUGCAGCAGCUGAGAGCCUGUGGGGUGCUGGAGACCAUCCGGAUCAGUGCAGCUGGCUUCCCCUCCAGGUGGUCCUACUCUGACUUUUUCAAUAGAUACCGUGUGCUUAUGAACAAGAGAGACCUCUCUAAGAAUGACAAGAAGCAGAUCUGUCAGACCCUGUUGGAAGACCUCAUUAAGGAUCCAGACAAGUUCCAGUUUGGCCGUACCAAGAUCUUUUUCCGUGCAGGCCAGGUGGCAUAUCUGGAGAAGCUGCGGGCAGAUAAGUUCAGAGCUGCCACCAUCAUGAUCCAGAAGACAGUGCGGGGCUGGCUGCAGAGGGCCAGGUACCAGAGGCUGAGGCGAGCCACCCUCGCCCUGCAGCGCUACGCCCGCGGGCACCUGGCACGCAGGCUUUUCCAGCACCUGAGGAGGACGAGGGCUGCCAUCAUCCUGCAGAAGCAGUACCGAAUGCUGCGGAUGCGCCGGGCCUUCCUCAGGGUCCGCAGCGCCACCCUCACCAUCCAGGCUUUUGCUCGGGGCAUGUUUGUCAGGAGGAUUUACCACCAGAUGCUGACGGAGCACAAGGCCACCAUCCUGCAGAAGUACGCGCGGGGCUGGCUGGCCCGCGCGCGGUUCCGCCGGGCCCGGGCCGCCGCCGUGGUGCUGCAGUGCCACUGGCGGCGCCUCAGGGCCCGGCGCCAGCUCCAGGCGCUCCGCAUCGAGGCACGCUCGGCGCAGCACCUCAAGAAGCUCAACAUCGGCAUGGAGAACAAGGUGGUGCAGCUGCAGAGGAAGGUGGACGAGCAGAACAAGGAGAACAAGCUUCUGAAUGAGCAGCUGUCCAUGCUGACAUCAGCCCACUCCUCCGAGGUGGAGAAGCUGAAGAAGGAGCUGCAGCAGUACCAGCAGACCCAGCAGGGCGAUGGCAAGCAGCUCCUCAGCCUGCAGGAGGAGAUGGAGAAGCUGCGGAUGGAGCUGGAGAGGGCUCAUGGGGAGAGGGAGGUCCUGGAGGACAGCCACGGCAAGGAGAGGGACCUGCUGAGGAAGCGUAUCUCCGACCUGGAAGAAGAAAACGCUCUCCUGAAGCAGGAAAAAGAGGAGCUGAACAACAGGAUCCUCUGUCAGUCUGAAGAUGAAUUUGCACGAAACACAGUUGAGGAAAAUAUGCAAAUGAAAAAAGAGCUGGAAGAGGAGCGAUCUCGUUAUCAGAACCUGGUAAAAGAGUAUGCAAGUCUGGAGCAGAGAUAUGACAACUUGAGAGAUGAAAUGACUAUUUUUAAGCAAACACCGGGGCACAGGAGAAACCCAUCCAACCAGAGCAGCUUGGAGUCUGAUUCCAAUAACCCAUCCAUCUGCACCUCUGAGAUCGGGGACACCGAGGAUGUGAUACAGCAGGUGGAGGAGAUUGGGAUGGAGAAAGCAGCCAUGGACAUGACCCUCUUCCUGAAGCUACAGAAGCGAGUGAGGGAGCUUGAGCUGGAGAGGAAGAAGCUGCAAGCCCAGCUGGAGAAAAAGGAGCAAGACAGCAAGAAAUCCCAGGUAAUUGAAAUAAAGACUGAAGUGACUUCAGAACAUGAAGAUUUUGCAUACAACAGCCUGAAGAGGCAAGAGCUGGAGUCGGAGAACAAGAAGCUGAAAAAUGAGCUCAAUGAGCUGAGGAAGGCCAUCGCAGACCACGCCACCCAGAACAACUCCUCCAACGACGUGCAGGACGGCUACAACCUCCUUCUGAACCAGCUGAAAUCGGCCAACGAGGAGCUGGAGGUGCGCAAGGAGGAGGUGCUCAUCCUCAGGUCGCAGAUCAUGAAGGCAGCCCAGCAGAAAGAGACGGGGAAAAACAUGGUAAAGGAGAGGGAGAGCAUCUCCCCCAAUGCCAGCUGGCCCAACAGUGACCGGCACGUCGACCAGGAGGACGCGAUCGAAGCCUACCAGGGCAUGUGCGAGACCAACCGCAAGACUGAGGACUGGGGCUAUCUCAAUGAAGAUGGAGAGCUCGGCUUGGCUUAUCAAGGUUUAAAGCAAGUUGCCAGGUUGCUGGAAGCACAGCUCCAGGACCAGCGAAGGGAGCACGAGGAGGAGAUGGAAGCUCUGAAAAACCAGGUGGAUUUAAUGCAAGAGGAACUGGAGAAGCAGCAGCAGGCAUUCCUGCAGACUCUGCAGCUCUCUCCAGAGGUCCAGGUGGAGUUUGGACUUCAGCAAGAAAUUACACGUCUGACCAAUGAAAACCUGGAUCUUAAAGAAUUGCUGGAAAAGUCAGAAAAGAAUGAAAAGAAGCUGAAGAAGCAGCUGAAGAUUUACAUGAAGAAGGUCCAAGAUUUUGAAGCAUCCCAUACAAUGGUGCCAGUGGAGAGGAGGCCGCACGAGCGCAACAUGCAGGUUGCUGUCCAGAGGAAGGAGAAGGAUUUUCAGGGCAUGCUGGAAUAUUACAAAGAAGAUGAGCCACUCCUCAUCCGAAACCUCAUUACAGAUCUCAAGCCCCAGGCAGUGUCUGCUACUGUUCCCUGCCUUCCUGCUUACAUCCUCUACAUGUGCAUCAGACAUGCAGAUUACAUCAAUGAUGACCAGAAGGUGCACUCCUUGCUCACCUCCACCAUCAAUGGCGUUAAGAAAGUGCUGAAGAAGCACCAGGAUGACUUUGAGAUGACGUCGUUCUGGCUGGCCAACACCUGCCGCCUGCUGCACUGCCUGAAGCAGUACAGCGGGGAGGAGGGUUUCAUGACCCAAAACACGGCAAAGCAGAAUGAGCACUGCCUGAAGAACUUCGACCUGACCGAGUACCGCCAGGUGCUGGGCCACGUCUCCAUCCAGAUCUACCAGCAGCUCAUCAACAUUGCAGAGGGCAUCCUGCAGCCCAUGAUCGUGUCUGCUGUGUUGGAAAAUGAGAGUAUCCAAGGGCUUUCCAGUGUCAAACCAGUGGGCUACAGGAAAUACGCUUCCAAUGCGGGUGACAGCUCCUACAGCUUGGAUGAAAUGAUUCGCCAGCUGAACACAUUCCACAGCAUCAUGUGUGACCAGGGCCUGGACCCAGAGAUCAUCCAGCAGGUCUUCAAGCAGCUCUUCUACAUGAUCAAUGCCAUCGCCCUGAACAACCUCCUGCUGAGGAAGGAUGUCUGCUCGUGGAGCACGGGCAUGCAGCUGAGGUUUAACAUCAGCCAGCUGGAGGAAUGGCUGCGUGGGAAGAAUCUUCAGCAGAGUGGAGCAGCACAAACUUUGGAGCCCUUGAUUCAGGCAGCACAGCUCCUGCAGCUGAAGAAGAAAACCUCAGAGGAUGCUGAGGCCAUCUGCUCCUUGUGCACGUCGCUCACGACCCAGCAGAUUGUAAAGAUACUCAAUCUCUACACUCCUGUGAACGAGUUUGAAGAACGUGUGACUGUGGCUUUCAUACGAAACAUACAGAAGCAGUUGCAAGAACGGAAUGACCCUCCACAGCUGCUGUUAGACUUCAAGCACAUGUUCCCAGUUCUGUUCCCCUUCAACCCAUCUGCCAUCACCAUGGACUCCAUUCAUCUCCCUGCUUCUCUCAACUUGGAUUUCCUCAAUAAAGUCUGAAGAAAGUAGAAUUAAACUCACCUCUCACCAGAGAGUCUCCCAGAGACUUCCAGCAACAAAAGAAAAAAAAAAUCAAAAAAAGAGCUCUUUAAAUAUGGACCAAACAGGCUUAUGGAAGAACCAGAACACAGUAACAAAUGGAUGCUAAAAUGUACACUAAAAAAGACACUGGUCUGUAUGUGAUUUUUUUUGGUAAUUUGCAUCUAAGAAAUAAGGAUACUUGAAAAAUAGAUUUAUUUUUUACUUCUUGAUUUUAUGUUGACAUAGUUCAAAGCCCAUAAUCAUCUCCAAAAGCCAGGAAGUGGGAGACAGCUUAUUUUGAUUUUCAUGGGUGUCUAUGACAAAAACAAAAUUUGAGACACUUGUGCUGCCUUGAAGGAUGUGUCAUUUGUCUAGUAGCAGGUGGUCUUGAGUGUAUGAAUAGCAGAACAUGCAGUUCUGCCUUCAGUUCUUGCUAGUAGCAGCAUUCAUGAUAGUGAAUUGAAAAGGUUAAUUGCAGAAGGUGUGUAUUUAUCACAUCAUAAAGGUAAAAGGGCUGGGAUGCUGCUUGUUUUCACUGAUAUGGAAUUUGUCACUAAUUGUAUGUUUGAGAAAUACUGUUGCUCCUCCUAAAUACAUUCAGUGCAUCUGCUUAAUGGAAUUUAGAUAAAUUGGCAGGAAUUUGUUCCAUUGGACUUUCUUGCAUUACCAAAUUUAUGUUAGUAAAGGUUUUGUCCUGGUGAAAUAAUCAUGAUGCAAAGGACUGCCUUAAGCCUUCUGCUUCUAGUAUAGCAUCCUCCUGAUCCCUACUGUUGGCUUUUCUUGUGCUUUUGAGUGUCAAACACUUUCAUCCAGUGGCAGUCAAGGUUCUUGUACCUCUUACACGGCCAGUGUCAGAAUCCCAUGCACAGAUCAUGCUAAGGAACCCAGUUUAAUCAUCCAGCCCUACCUGUGUUCAGUGGGUUAAUCCUAGCUGUAGCUGUCCAUGGAAAAACUCCAUUCAGUUCAGUCGCCAUCCAGAAUGUUAAGAAUCAUGCAAACACACAGCUUGGAUAAAUGAAGAGUAUUUUAAAAAUUUUAAAAUUUCUAUAAGAGAUGAAAUGUUUUAACACAGAAAAAUAACCAAAACAAAACCAAACAACAAAACAAACAAAUAAAAAACAACAACAAAACCAAACCAAAAAAAAAAGCUGUCAGGUAGUAUGUUAGAAACGUAAGCCAUUUCUUUAAGAGUGAACCCAAGCUACAACAACCUUAAAUGAAUAAUUGCUUUCAAUUCAGAUUCUGUUAGUUUUUUUUUUCAAAUCAGACUUACAAACUAAGCCAAACCAACCCUCUGACCUCAGCACACAGACGUUGAAGGGGAGCAGCCAUUGGUUUUUCUUUGGUCCUUGGCAGCACACGCUGAGCUCUCGGUGAUGCUGGGCAGGGGAGGACGAGGGUGGAUUCGCCAGGGUCGGUGCUGCUCCACGACUGCGCAGCGUGGGGAUGCUUCAGCCACAGCACAACGUGCCAAACUGCAGCCAGGAUGUGUGGCUGCCAGCAUUCUGCCCUUUCCACUCCCACAGUGGUCUUGUUUAAAUCAAUCUCAACUCACGUGCUUUUGCGGCUCCUUCUGUGGUCCGCAGCUCCAUCACGACUAAAAGCUUUCUGAGAAAAAAUCCACUCUCUCCAUCUGACUCUUUGUAGCUGGUGUAAAUCCAAACAGCAAAUUUAUGACCAGGUAGGCUGUCUGCUCAGAGAUUGAAAGCAGAAUGUGAAGCUUCUUGGAGAUACACUAACUCCAGUCUGCUGCAGUUUCCUUUCUAGGCAAGGAACGUGUUGUGAUUUAGACAUCACGUACAUAAUCGGUGUAUAUACAAACUGCAGUAGUCCUGUAUGUACUAUAUAUGUAUAUGACUAUCCAAAAAAGCACAUUUUAAAAUAAUCUGUUGAGUGCUGUGCAGAGUUAUAUCGCUCUGUGCUGGUGGGUAAAUACCUUGACUCAGACUGAGACUAUAGUUCAGAGCAACUGUUACCACUGAAGGACAGACUUCAGGCUAAAAAAUAAUUUUUUCCCCCUUAACUAUCACCCAUCAAAUUACAGAUAUUUUGCUUGUAAAGAGCCAGGGCUGUCUCCAAACUGCAAUCCUUGGGCACUCACCUCUGCUGUGUCUUCAGUAGUGCCUUCAUCUCCCCUGGCUAUACAGUGAGGGUAAUGCCACCAGUCUGCUGCCCACGCCCAGCAAGCCCUGCCACCCACUCACCCACAAUAUCUAUUUAUUUUCACCUACCUCUCUUCACAAUGAAUGUCCUUGCAGUGCUCUGAAUUUUGUUAGUUGUCGCCUCUCCCUUCUUUCCACUCUCCAACAGUCGUCAUGGUUGAAGAAUAAAUAAUUCAAAGCAGGAUUCAGCCUUCCUGUAAGGUGGUUUAAAGAGAGAGCUGUUGCUCAGGAUUCGUGUUAGGUCAGCAGUUUCAGGCAGUUCGGUCUCUACCUCUUUCUGAUGUAAAUUAUUUGGAGUACAAUUCCCAAUGCAUUGAUUAAACCUAUGCUUAUCACUCAGACUACGUGACAGGUUGCUGCAGAAUCCUCUUCUGCAGUGGCUUUGUUGCUGAUUGCCACUGUAAAAUGUGCUUAAUGGUCUUCUAGGGGAUAAUGGUCCUUCACUGGCACUUUCAGGAUUGUAAUUUAUAUGUUCUUUCUUAAAAACUCUUAGUAUGUGUAGAUGGGAACUGGGAUUUAACAGCUUGAUCUGUGAUCACGUAGUUUAUCCACUGAGAUCCAUCUGGAAGAGAACUCUGUAUGAAAUACCUUUAAUAUAUGUUAUCUUUUCUGUUAGCACUUUUAAAAAUUUGUAUUUAAAUGUUAAUUUAGUUAAAUUGCUAUGCUCAAGCAUGCCUUCUUUCCUCAGAUUUACACUUCUUUAUUUAAAAAGCAAAGUGAACACAAAGCAUGGCUUAGAGAAAGCUGGCUCUUCUCCAGAUCUGUCUUUAUUUUUAAAUAUUGAUUAUUAUGUUUAGCAUUUUCCCACUCUGUGCCUUCAGCUGUUUAACUCAACCACUCUUUCUCUGAAAUAAGCAUUAAAACAGUGGAAUAUUUUUAUUAUUCUGUCAUAGAAAAAGUUGUCUAUGGAUAUAAAAGCCUACUCAUAAAAUCUUACAUUGAGGAAGUCUUCAAAAACACUUUGAAGUUCUUGGGGAAAAAAACCCCAAACAAUAGUGACCCAUGGUGAUUUCUGCAAAUGUGAUGGCUUAUAUCUCAGAAAAGCACUAUUGGGAAUAAAAUAAAAUAAAUUAAACCAUCAAAACGCCCAAAUCACCAGCAUUACAGAACCAACACUUCAAAUAUGAGCUGAGGCAUUUGCUGGCUGACCUACAAGAAGCAUCCAGGACAAUGUCCAUGUUUCAUUUUCACCAGAAGGUUCCCUUUCUUCUUCAUUUUUUUUUUUAAUUGGCAUUUUGUAGCUGAGGUUGCUUAUCUUAUCUGAUAAAGCUGCUGUAGGUGACUGUAGAAAAAGAACAUUAGACCUCAAGACUGAAUUUUUGCAAUCCAACAUUACAAACAUGUUUUUGCUCAUGCAGUUUAUUCCACUGGAUCUACAAGAAUUUCUCAAUGUUUGUGAAACAGUACCAAAGUGUGGGCAUGUUUUAAGCACAGUGGCUGCUUUUCAUCACCCUGCAACUUGAGCACUGAAGUCUUUGCAGGACAUGAUUCCUUGUUUGUGUGGUUUGUAAAAGGUACAAAUGAAAAAGCUACAAAAAGGUACAAAUGGUACAAAAUUUGUACAAAAGGUACAAAUGAAAAAGCUACACAAUGGUUGUUUUCCUCUGUUUUCAAUAGUAAAUGAAUAAAAUUGUGCAAACUUAUUCUUUCAGACCAUUAACUGAAAAAUUAGCAUUUUAUCAUUGCAUAUAAAUAGAACGUAAUUAAAAUGAAUUGCAUGAACUUCCAUAAAGCUUUUUCCUCAAACUUUAUUGAUUCACAUAUAUAUUACAGUCAUAAAUUGAUCUCUUUUUUUUUUUUUCUGAAAGAAAUUCUAGCAAGGUAGAUGUUAAGUAAAACAAUCCACAAGACAUAACCCUGAUGAGUAUCCAAAUUAUUUCAAGGUGUGAAUGCCAGUGGACAAAGACUUUAAGAUUAAUUUGAAAUCAGAAGAAAAGAAGUAUAUUGAAAAAGUGCUACUAUAUUGAAAUCUUUGGGGAUAUUUUUAUUUUAUUUUUUGUGGUGUAAAGUGUCAUUACCUUAAGGAGCAGAAGGUAUAGCUGCUGUCAAAGUUGAAUGACAUACAUGAGUGAAUACUGUAGAUGAAAUACUACUGCUUAUAAAAUAUUUUUCCAUUUUGAACAAAUCUGUAAACUACACCUUUGUUUAUAAGAAAAUGCUUGUAAUAGUCACUGUAAUAUUCAGCUGGGGAUAAAAAAAAAUUUGUGAAAUAAACACUUUUGAAGAAA